Messenger RNA from Neolamprologus brichardi, 813 nucleotides. Lineage: Eukaryota; Metazoa; Chordata; Actinopteri; Cichliformes; Cichlidae. The record is from RefSeq and is a predicted model, not a curated record.
AUGUCCAGAACUAUUGUCCCCAGAGGGGACCCAAGACUCAGGAGAUGUUGCCCUCUUCCCUGGGGUGGAGACAAGCAGUCCGCCCCCGGUCCUGCAGCAGCAGGGAGGUCCAGCAUCCCAGACCCAGAUCUGAUCGCCAACUUCUCCUCCUCCAGAGAGAACAGGGGAGGGCUUUCCACUCUUCCUCCCCACUCCAGAGAAUACCACUUUGUGAACCAGACAGUGACCUGGACUGAAGCUCAAAGUUACUGCAGAGAACACUUCACUGACUUGGUCACCAUCUACAACAGCAACAUCAACCAACUGCUUGUUUCAAUGGCACCAAAGAUUGAUGACUAUGCUUGGAUAGGUCUCUAUGAUGAUCGUUACAGCUGGAAGUGGUCCAUGGAGGGAAAACUUUUUUAUGUUGGCAGUAAACAUGAAUUUUUGAUCUGGGCUAAAGGCCAACCAAAUUGUGCUUAUGCAAAUGAAUACUGUGUGGCUCUUCAGGGACAAACACAGAUGAAUGAUAAACCCUGUGGAGAUUCUUACCCUUUCCUGUGUUAUGAUGCCAGCAGUACAAGUUACAUCUUCGUGAUGGAGAAUUACACCUGGUCAGCGGCUCAGUCGUACUGCAGGACAUACCACACAGACCUGACCAGUAUAAGAAGCAAAGAGGAGAAAUCCAACAUCACGCUCACUUUGAAUGGAUCAGGGGUUCAGUAUGUGUGGAUUGGCCUCUACAGGGAUCCCUGGGCCUUCUGGUCUGAAAACACAACCUCCACAUUCACUAACUGGAUGUCUUCUCAACCUAAUAACUACAACUCACAGUGA